Monopterus albus (swamp eel) is the source of this 4495-nucleotide messenger RNA. RefSeq names its product poly [ADP-ribose] polymerase 12. Bases 65 to 2827 code for a protein of 920 amino acids. The record is from RefSeq and is a predicted model, not a curated record. Gene Ontology annotation, molecular function: NAD+ poly-ADP-ribosyltransferase activity; metal ion binding. The transcript is spliced from 12 exons. NCBI's taxonomy places the organism in Eukaryota, Metazoa, Chordata, Actinopteri, Synbranchiformes, Synbranchidae. Gene Ontology annotation, cellular component: nucleus.
UUUCCAUUCGCCAUAAACGAUACCCAACUUUGCUUCCUCAUUUGAACCCAGCAGUCGCUCGGAGAUGGACAGAAACAGGGCAACAGAGUCAGAAAUUCUGAAGUUUAUUUGCGCGAAUCAUGGAGCAGUUAACACUGAUGAUCUGGUGUAUAAUCUCUGCUCCGGUGAUCCGGAUAUAAUUAACAACCGAGAGAAAUUUGUUCCAUAUUGUCUCAAUGGGCAGCCGAAGGUGGUGGCCAGGACCACACUGACGCUGUGCAAUAAGAGAAACUGUCCGGGAUCAUGCAUGAAGCUACACAUUUGUAAAGCCAUCCUCUUCAGCGGAUCCUGCCAAUACUCUCAGUUCAGGACAGGAUGCAGUUUCUCUCAUGAACUGAACUCCGACCACAACGUCAGGAUACUUGGAGUGCAUGAGCUGGAGAGUUUGAGCUUGAUGGAGCUGCGCACACUGCUGCUACAGAAUGAUGACAGACUCCUGCCUCCUAUAUGUCAUGAUUAUAACAAUGGUCUGGGGGAAUUUGGGUGUCAGGCGGGAAAUGAUUGCACAAGACUGCACAUCUGUGAACAGUACCUGAACCGUGACUGCAGCUGCAUCAGGACUCAUGCUUUCAGUGCUCCACAGCCACUAAAAAACCUGCGGGAUAAAGGUGUGCCUGAUAACAUUAUUAGCUCCCUGAAGUCAGUUUAUACAAAUAAAAAGGCUUUGAAGGUCUCGGGCAAUAGAGGUGAUAGAGGUGAUAAGGGCAACCGUCGAAAUUCUUCCACCAGUCAUACCCCUGCUGCUGCUGAUACUGUUGCAAGCAGCAAAAUUGGUCUGAAUUUACCAACAAGAGAAUGGCACGGAGGGAGAGGUAGGCAGCGGGACUACAGGGCAAAAGGAGGAAAAAGAGUAAACCCUGGCAACCAUCCACAACAAGCCUCUUCCUCUAGUAAUAUCCUUGCAGACAUUGAUGCCUUAAAUGAUUACACUGUUGACAAGCUAAGCAUAGGCAACAGUCAACAAAACUCUUCCACCAGUGACAUCUCUACUGCUGCUGACGACACUGAUGCAAGCAGCAGCAGUGGUCAGAGCAACAGACAAACAGGGAAGCCGAAUAAACCUUCAGCAGCUGUCAGAGGGAGAGGUGGCAACUGGGGCAGCAGAGGCCCACAUCAACGGCUGCAUAAAGCUUGUUCCAGUAAUGACUUAACUUCUGCUGCAAGUGGCAAGCUGCAAAAUGCCACCAGGAAUGAUGGGCUGAUGAAAAGACAAAGGGUGGUCAGAGAUAAAACGGAGAUAUGCUUGUUCUUCAUCAAAGGACACUGUAUACAUGAUGAGGACAAGUGUUAUAAGGUCCAUGAGAAGAUGCCUUACAAAUGGGAGGUCCAAGAGGGUGAUCAGUGGACCGCCUUGCCUGAUAAUGAGACAAUUGAGAAGGACUACUGUGACCCCAAAAACACAUACAGUAGUAGCAGCCUGCCUGUGUAUUUUGACACAAUGACCCAGGGAACCAACAAAGUACGACGACUCUCUACUGAGAACUCUUUGCUUGCACCAACCUUCAUUUACACCACCGAGUGGCUUUGGUACUGGCAAGAUGAGUUUGGAAAGUGGAACCUGUACGCUUCAGCUAGUGAUGGACACCGAACAGCAGACCUUGACAGCACUAAACUAGAGCAGAAGUUUCUGGAAAAUAACAAGGAUGUGGUAGAGUUCACAGCUGGUUCACAGUCAUACUCACUCAGUUUCCAGGACAUGAUACAAACAAAUAAGAACUAUGGAACAAAGAGGCUUGUAAGAAGACGGCCCUAUUUUGUUUCUGCAGCGGAUGUUCUAGCAAGAAGAGUGAGAAAGCCUCAGGGUCAAACACAUUUUGCCACACCAAACCACUGGGACAAGACACAGAUCCCUCCAACAGGAUACAGGCGAGUCUCCCUCCAGCGCUCUUCAGAUGAAUUUAAGGAGAUUGAAGCUCUCUUCUGUAAAACCAUGUUAGGCUUUGAUGUUAUCACAAUCCAGAGGAUUCAGAACAAAGCGCUUUGGGAAGCCUUUCAGUUGAAGAAGAAUCAUAUGAAGGAUGACAAUGGUGGACGCUAUCCAAUGGAAAAAAAGCUUUUUCAUGGCACUGACACUAAAUAUGUUGACGCCAUUUGCUCUACAAACUUUGACUGGAGAAUCUGUGGAACUCAUGGAACUGCUUAUGGCAAAGGGAGUUACUUUGCCCGUGAUGCUAAAUAUUCCCACAGCUACACCAGUGACACUGAUGUCAAAUCCAUGUUCAUCUCACGGGUGCUGGUAGGACACUUCACCAAAGGGUCCUCUGACUACUGCCGACCUCCUUCCAAGGAUGGUGGUGACGUAAACUUCUUUGACAGCUGUGUAGACAAUGUUCAAAACCCUUCCAUCUUUGUUGUGUUUGAGAAGAACCAGAUUUAUCCUGACUACCUGCUGCAGUACAAGACCACACACCCACUUGUUAGUUUUUACAGCACUGGGUCAGGACCGGCACCAAUACCAAUACCAGCACCAGCACCAGCACCAAAACCAGCACCAGCACCAAAACCAGCACCAGCACCAACUCCCCAGUCCAGAGCAUCAGUUUAUCAGCAGAGCACAGUCUCACACCAACCUAGGUUAUCAGUUUAUCAGCCCAGUACAACCUCAUAUCAAUCCACCACACCCUCUCACCAGUCCACCACAUCAGCUCAGCAACACAGCUCAUUCUCAUACCAACCGACCUCGUUGUCUUACCACCCCAGCACAGGUACUUUCCAGUACCAACCCAACAGACCUUCCCCCCCAAGCCCCAAACCAAAGAAAUCGUCUGAUACCUGUGUCAUUGCUUAAGUACAAAGAUGUUGACCAGGUGCAGUCUCACCAAUUUGCAGUCAUAGAAAGAAUUUAUGGUAGUGUAAUGAUCAAGAUGACAUUUGUGGGAGCUUGGUGCUGUGGGUAAUGUUUUGAUUAGAUUAAAUAUAGUAAUAAUAUACAUAGGUGUACAAUAAGAAGUAGAGUAGCACUUAAGUAGCACAUUACAGCAUCACUUAGUGCUUAUUUAUGUGGAAAACCAGAUAACAAUAAAACUAUUAAUGACAUGGAUGAAAACAAUCGAGCAUAAAAAAAAACUACAGUGAACAGAAAAUAUUAAUGACAGAGCUGCUAAGUUCACUGUAUCCAGAUUUCCAUCCAUGUAUCAUUUACAUUUUAUAUUGAUUUCUUGAAAAUCAGCAAGAAAGGGUGAAUUACUGUGUGUGCUUGUCCUUUACUGUUAUGCAAAUAUUACGAAUUGGGUCCUUAAAGCAAAAAGUUGGAAAAGCAGUGUAGAAAAUGACAUAGAAAUCUGGCAUUUGUUUGUUUCAUUGAUUCAUUAGAGGGAGGUAAAAAAUUUCUCAAACACUAUUUUUCAUUGAGUGGAUGAUUUAUGUCAGAUGCUUCUGAUAAAUCGUGAUUUAAUCACUACAUCUGCAGCUUGUGACUUUUUGUUUUUACCAGUACAGUAACUUUUCCUGCUGUAAAAAAAAAUGUAAAAACUUUUUUUUUACAACAUUUAAAGUUUGUUUGUUUGUUUGUUGUUGUUGUUGUUUUCAAAUUUCUAGUCAGUUUUUUUAAUCCACAUAUUGAAAAUGCACAAAGACAUCACUGUAAACAGUAUGUUUUAUGAAAACUUACAUAAAUACAUGUCAUAAAAAGCAGCAGUUGUGAAAAGUGCAGUGCAGUUCUUAAAGAUUUGCUCAGGAAAUUUUAUAUAUCAAUGUCAUUUAAAUACUUGAGUUCAAUAGUUAUGAUAAAGACUUGAUAAGGUCUAGGAAUUACUGCUUCAAGCUGCUGCAUAGCUCCUGAACCAAUAGAGGGUGACAAAAUCCCUUGUUGGCAUUAAAAUUUAAGAUGUAAAAUUGAUGGCUUCUUUCAAAAAAUGUAGAGGGUAAAGACUGUCAUUUUUAAUCAACAACAAAAAACAGGCAUUCAUAUAAAAUUCAAAACAGUAGAGGAUUUUUCCUUUUUGUUUAGUUCAAAGCAUUAUACAGUAUAUCAAUGCAGGACAAAUGCAUAUACACUUCAGCUGUGCCUUCCUUGUGUAUGUGUAUCUUCUUAGUGUGUAUGUAACCUGUUUUGUUUUACACACUGAGUUUUACAUUUGUUCAUUAUUGAAAUCAUCACUUGCAAAUUUUGUGGUUACUUUCUUAACAUUAUGAUUCCACAGCAGCAAUUUGUCCAAAUUAUUAUGUUGUUUGCAAACACUAUUGAUUUUCUCAUUAAAAAUAAAUGUAAUAUUCAUUUUAACUGCUCAGAGAAACACUAUCUGAUUUUCAUGUUCACAUUAUAUGGCUGCUGUAGUAGCAUUUCUCUCUCUCUGGCUUUUUCCGUUUGUCUCCUAAGUGGAUUGAAAGCCCCGCCAAUAUUCAUUCUGGGUCUCUUAGUGGCCCAUUGUAAAUUAGGCCUGCAAAUUACACACACACGCACACACACACUCUCUCUCUCUCUCUCUCUCUCACUCACUCACUCACACACACACAC